AUGACGUUGAAGGACUAUGUUUACGCGACGGUCAGCAACGCGUACGUGGUCAAAAUAGCCAGUGCGGUCGGUGUCAGCGCAGCCUUGUUUGUCCUGAACGAAGUGUUUACCCAGGUCAAAGGAUAUUUUUGGCGGAAUCACGUGACCGAGCUGGAAGUAGCCAAUACGGAUCAGUGUUACGAUUGGUUGUUGCGAUGGUUGGCCGACAACAAUGACCUGUUGCACUUCAGCGUGACGACCAGGGAGAUCGAUUUGCCUGAAAAUUAUUUCAAGUACGAUUUUGAACCCAGCUCCGGCGAACAUGUUAUCAAAUAUAAAGGCCACUCGAUCGCUUUGAAGCGGAAUCGUACGGAAAUAUCAAGCGAAUAUUUGGCAAGACCAUUCGAGACGUUUCGCAUCACCACUUGGGGACAAAAGAAACAAUUGUUGAACGAAAUGCUCGAGGAAGCUAGGUUACACACGAUAUCAAAACGGAAAGUUGGUACCGCUCUGUAUGUGCCAACAUACGACAGGUGGCUAAGAUUUGGAUUUCGCACGCCCAGAUCAAAGCAGACAGUGAUACUCGACGAUGGCGUAUUUGACGGUAUCUUGGCGGACCUGAACAACUUCAUAAACGGCUCGUCUUGGUACCAAGAGAGGGGCAUACCGUACCACAGAGGGUAUUUACUGUACGGGCCUCCGGGUUGUGGAAAAUCUUCGUUAAUUAUGGCGCUAGCUGGUGAACUGAAGUUCCAUAUCUGCAUAUUAAGCUUGAACAAUUCGAAAAUGUCCGACGAACAACUACUUCAGCUAAUGGUCUCGUUGCCAACGCGGUCGUUAGUGCUUAUGGAAGACGUUGACUCCAUGUUUGUUGACAAGGAAGGAAAAUCUGUCGUAGAAAACAGUAAAGUCACACUGAGCGGUUUGCUGAAUGCUUUUGAUGGCAUUGGAUCAUCCGAAGGCAGAAUAUCGUUUAUGACGACAAACUAUAUAGAAAAAUUAGAUCCUGCGUUGAUUCGUCCGGGUCGCGUCGACUAUAAAUUGCACAUCCUGCCAUGUACAGAUCAUCAAAUAAAAGGGAUGUUCGAUCGGUUUCAUCCUAACGAAAUUUAUGCUAGAGAAAAAUUUGUAACCGAAGUAAAAAAACAACAAAAGCCCAUCACUCCAGCUCAGUUACAAGAAUUCUUUCUAGUUCACCGUUAUAAAGAAUUAACAGAUAUCAUUGAAAACAUAAAUGAUUUAUGGCAAGACAAUGAAAACAAUCAAUCAACAAAAUAA
Adelges cooleyi (spruce gall adelgid) is the source of this 1257-nucleotide messenger RNA. RefSeq names its product mitochondrial chaperone BCS1-like. Gene Ontology annotation, molecular function: ATP binding; ATP hydrolysis activity. Lineage: Eukaryota; Metazoa; Arthropoda; Insecta; Hemiptera; Adelgidae. The record is from RefSeq and is a predicted model, not a curated record. Bases 1 to 1257 code for a protein of 418 amino acids. The transcript has 7 exons.